AUUUAGACCGAUCCUCUUUAAAGAAGCGACUUUACAGCCAGUGAAGGAAGGGACGACGAUGGCAGACCCGGCGGUGUCCCGACCAACCACCACCGGAAGCACCUCCUUCUUCCACUCCGCCGUCGCCCUCCUCCUGUACGUCGGCUUCCUCCACAUCAACGCCGCCGUGCUCCUCGGCGCCGCGCUGCUCCUCCCCGCUCGCUAUUUCGCCGCGGUCGCCGGCUUCCUCCUCCUCACUCUGGUGAUCCCCGUCGACGACAAGAGCAACUUCGGAAACCGACUGUCAAGGUGCUUCCUUUUCGCCAUCAAUCGAAACUCCACCGGCAGAUUUAUCUUCCUUUCAUCUCAAAAUCGUUUCUUUUUUGAGAUCUUUAGGUACAUCCUCAAGCACAUAACUGGCUACUUCCCCAUCACCCUUCACGCCGACGACGUCGACGCCUUCGACCCCGACCAAGCUUACGUGAUCGGUUACGAGCCGCACUCGCUGGUGCCGAUCGCCAACUCAGUUCUCUCCAGCCACGCCGGCCUCUUGCCGCUGCCGAAGAUUAAGGUCACGGCGAACAGCGCUUCGUUCUUGAUCCCGUUCAUGAGGCACAUCUGGACGUGGGUGGGGCACGUGCCGGUGACGAGGAAGAGCUUCCUGAAGUGCUUGGGGGCAGGCUACAGCGUCGUCGUCGUCCCCGGCGGAGUAAGGGAGAUGGUACACAUGGUGCACGAUUCUGAGGUUGCCUACCUCAAAUCAAGAAAAGGGUUUGUUAAAAUUGCCAUCGAAACCGGACGACCGUUGGUCCCGGUUUUUUGCUUUGGCCAGAAUAAGAUAUACAAGUGGUGGAAUCCCGGCGAGAAGCUUUCCGCUAGAAUUUACGGAGCCAUUAAAUUUCCUCCGACAAUUUUUCUAGGAAGAUUUGGAUCGCCUAUUCCAUUUCGUCAUCCACUCCAUAUAGUAGUGGGAAAACCCAUCGAGGUGAAGAGAAACCCUAAGCCAACGCUGGAGGAGGUCGAUGAGGCUCAUGCUCAAUUUGUGCGUGCCCUUCAAGAGCUAUUUGAGAAAUACAAAGCUAGAGUUGGUUACCCUAAUCUCGAGCUUAGGAUCUUAUAAUGUUGUAAUUCGAGUAAACUUCUUGAGUGAUUUUAAAGUAGAAGCAAGACUUUAUCAUGGGUAAUUCUCGAUCAUAUGUAUUAGUAAACCGUCAUGAUGGUUAUUAAGUAGUUAAUUUUUUA
Molecule: messenger RNA, 1221 nt
Organism: Zingiber officinale
Lineage: Eukaryota; Viridiplantae; Streptophyta; Magnoliopsida; Zingiberales; Zingiberaceae
Product: diacylglycerol O-acyltransferase 2D-like
Exons: 8
Coding region: 59-1099 (346 amino acids)
Biological process (GO): triglyceride biosynthetic process
Cellular component (GO): endoplasmic reticulum membrane
Molecular function (GO): diacylglycerol O-acyltransferase activity
Source: RefSeq, a predicted model, not a curated record